This is a messenger RNA of Mus pahari (shrew mouse), 1514 nucleotides long. It is a transcript of the gene Btg4, whose product is annotated as BTG anti-proliferation factor 4. The record is from RefSeq and is a predicted model, not a curated record. The transcript is spliced from 5 exons. Gene Ontology annotation, cellular component: cytoplasm; nucleus. The coding region runs from base 209 to 961 and encodes 250 amino acids. NCBI's taxonomy places the organism in Eukaryota, Metazoa, Chordata, Mammalia, Rodentia, Muridae. Gene Ontology annotation, biological process: negative regulation of mitotic cell cycle; negative regulation of cell population proliferation.
AGGUGUGGGUAAGAGUCGGCAACAAGUAGUAUAGCUGGCUCUCUAACUUUGGACCGCUUUUUGUAGAGACCAGAGAAAUCUUGCUAGCAAGUGUACUGUGUUUUUAUUAAUCUUUUACUGUGCAGUUUUGUAAGCCACAUUUUCCAACGGCGGUCCUCUGAAGCCUGAAUAUUUGACUCUAUGUCUCUACACAGACUGCUUUGGAAUCAUGAGAGACGAAAUUGCAACAGCGGUUUUUUUUGUCACAAGAUUGGUGAAAAAGCACAAGAAAUUGAGUACACAACAGAUAGAAACCUUUGCACUAAAGCUGAUGACUGUCUUGUUUGAAAAGUACAGAGGUCACUGGCACCCUGACUGCCCUUCCAAGGGGCAGGCUUUUAGGUGUAUCAGGAUAAACAACAAUGAGAAUAAAGACCCUGUUUUAGAAAGGGCUUGUUCUGAGAGUAAUGUGAAUUUUUUUCAUCUGGGACUUCCAAAGGAGAUGACCAUAUGGGUCGAUCCCUAUGAGGUGUGCUGUAGGUAUGGUGAGAAAAAGCAUCCCUUUACAAUUGCUUCUUUUAAAGGUAGAUGGGAGAACUGGGAGUUGGCUCAGCAUGUCAGCUGUGCAGUUAGCAGAGCCACAGGAGACUGCUCUUCUGGCACAUCUUCUGAUGAAGAAAGUUGCGGCAGGGAGGCCCAAGUCAUCCCCAAAGUGAACAACCCAAAGAGCGUCUACCAGGUUGAAAAUUUCAAACCGUCCUUGCAGCCGUGGUUCUGCCUCCCCCGUAGAAAGCAUCUGGCAGACGGUCGUGGGUGCCUCCCGGGGGCUGCCUACCACCCGGUGCCCAAGAGCUCUAAGUGGUGCCGGCCUGCUGUGCGCAGGGUGGACAGGUAUCACUGGGUCAACGCACAAUUGUUCAGUGGUCAGACAGCACCAGGAGAGCCUGGAGAAGGGUCCUGGUCUUCCCUGAAGCAAACAUGAGGCUAAAGCCAAGAAAUGCCCCCAGUAGAAAAAAAAAUGCCUGCUUCAGGAAUGGGAGCACAGAAGGCCGUCCUUGCACACAGACCAGCAUUUGACUUUUAGCUACUUUUAAUUCUUAUUUAACUUUAUGUAAAAUUUUAUGAACACUAGUGAAUAUAGGUGCCUAGUAAAGUGGUAGGACAGAGAUGUUGCCGGUGAUAAAAUAAAAUGAAUUAUAGAAAGGAAGACUUGAAAUAAAUACUUUUGUGUUUUUAACAAACUUCUAGUUCAGUUUGUUGCAAGAAAGUUUUAAGUCUUGUUUUAGUCAUUGUUUUAAAAGUAGGUUUUCAACUAAGGAAGAUUGAUCCUGACAGAAAACCCCUCUGGACUUUUUUCUUGAAACCAAUCUAUUUUAUAAAUCUGUUAAAAGCUUGGUGGAAAUUUUAAGAUAAAUCCCUUUUUAUGUCUUUUUAAAGGUUUGAUUUACAACUGAAAGUUAAUAGAUGUACUGAUAUGAUCUAUUUUAUAAAAGUGGUACUUGCUUCUAAUAAAGUAUUCAAACUAAGCCAAGAAA